This is a messenger RNA of Fonsecaea nubica, 1539 nucleotides long. RefSeq lists its product as hypothetical. NCBI's taxonomy places the organism in Eukaryota, Fungi, Ascomycota, Eurotiomycetes, Chaetothyriales, Herpotrichiellaceae. The transcript is spliced from 5 exons. Gene Ontology annotation, biological process: transmembrane transport. The coding region runs from base 1 to 1539 and encodes 512 amino acids. Gene Ontology annotation, molecular function: transmembrane transporter activity. The record is from RefSeq and is a predicted model, not a curated record. Gene Ontology annotation, cellular component: membrane.
AUGGCCGAUACAGAGAAACCAGAAGCCAUACAGGCUGAGACAACGCCCAAGAAUCACGACGAUGCAGUUGCUGAGCUUAAAAAGACCAUCACUGUCGACACGAUUCAUAACGACGAGGCUAUGAAAGUGCUUGCCAAUUACAGCGGCGAAGAAACGUGGGAUGCGAAGGAGGAAAAGAAAGUCCAACGGAAGAUCGAUCGACGGUUGCUUCCAAUCCUCUGCGCUACCUACGGCUUACAAUAUUAUGACAAGGCCAUGCUCGCGCAAGCGGCACUGUUCGGGAUCCGCACUGAUCUCAACCUCGAAGUCGGUAACCGCUAUUCGUUCUCUGCCGCAAUCUUCUAUCUGGGCUUCAUUGUGGGCGCAUACCCAGCCAUCGUCAUGGCACAGCGUUAUCCCAUCGAACGGGUCGCUUCUUUGAUCGUGUGCGUCUGGGGAAUUUGCUUGAUGUGCACUGCGGCUUGCCACAAUUGGCAAGGCCUCUACGCCCAGCGAUUUUUCUUGGGCUUCUUGGAGUCCGGAAUCAGUCCGAUGUUCAUGUUGGUUGUUGGACAGUUCUACAAGAAGGAUGAGCAGGCGCUGCGGAUGGGUGCCUGGUAUUGCUGCACCGGUUACGUCUCCAUCGUCUCCCCACUGAUCAAUUACGGCCUCGGUCACAUUCGCGGCGCUCUCUCCCCAUGGCGUUAUAUGUACCUCGUCGCCGGAGCCCUCACCAUUCUCUGGUCCGUUGUCAUCUAUUUCUUCAUGCCACCCGACCCUAUCCGGGCCAAGUGCUUCAACGAGCGCGAACGAUACAUUGCCGUGGCUCGCUUACGUGUCAAUAACGCUGGCGUCCGCAACACACAUUUCAAAGUUGAACAGCUCUGGGAACUACUACUCGACGUGAAAUUCUGGAUCGUCUUCUCAAUGGCAUUCCUCAUCAUGAUUGCGAAUGGACCCGUCUCCACCUUCACCGCGAUCAUCAUUGCCAGUUUUGGCUUCAACACGCUCAAUUCGUUGCUGUUGAUCAUGCCCGCUGGUGUGAUUAUCGGAACAAUAGAAUGGGUGGCCCCGUAUAUUGCGUACAAGUUCCCAAAUACGAGGGCUUACCUGGUGGUUGUUUGCGAGCUGGGCACCAUCAUGGCCAGUCUCCUACUUUGGUUGUUGCCGAGAGAUGCCACUGGUGGAUUGCUAUUCGGAGCAUACACCCUGGCGAGCUUUGGAGGUGGCUAUGCGGUGUUGAUGGGUAUGCAGAUUGCCAACACCGCCGGCUACACAAAGAGGAGUCUGGCAAGUUCGGGCAUUUUUGUGGGUUAUUGUCUGGGCAAUUUCGUGGGGCCCCUCCUCUUCAAGCCCGAGGAUGCUCCCGUCUAUGCGCCAGGCUUUAUUGCCGUUGUCGUCACUUCGGCGGUCUCUGCCGUCCUGGCCAUUGUGUAUCGCUUGGUCUGUGUCUGGGAGAACAAGAAGCGGGAUAAAGCGGGAACAAUGGAGGCCUUUGAGCAUGCCUACGAGGAUGAUUUGACUGACAAGAAGAAUCCACAAUUCCGAUACAUACUUUAA